Molecule: messenger RNA, 534 nt
Organism: Rhodamnia argentea
Lineage: Eukaryota; Viridiplantae; Streptophyta; Magnoliopsida; Myrtales; Myrtaceae
Exons: 1
Coding region: 1-534 (177 amino acids)
Molecular function (GO): enzyme inhibitor activity
Source: RefSeq, a predicted model, not a curated record
AUGGAUCCACCGACCCGGAAACUUAUAAUGUUGCUCGCGUUCUCCCUCGCCAUCAUCUACUCCGCAUCUUCCGCCAGUGCGCAAUCCAAACUUAUGCACAAGGUUUGCAGUAAAACCGACGAUUACCGGAGCUGCGUUGCCGCUCUUCACCUCGACCCACGAGCUGCAAGAGCAGCCACACUUUUUUCUCUCAGCGAGAUCGCCUUGCGAGCAGCGGCGAAGGAUGCUGCCAGGAGUCGGAAGCACGUGGACCGAAUGCUCGCGGACCCAAACACGCAGUCUUCAUGGAAGCCGGUGCUUGAGACAUGUAAGGGUCACCUCGACACUGUGGCCGGGCAGUUCUUAGUAGCGAGCCACGAGCUUACGACGGACACAAUGUCUGCGAAUUAUGAUGUUUGGAUGGCCUCGCACGAGAUCGAGGCCUGCUUGGAGUUCAUGAGAAGCAGGGAGCAGGAUAUUCCACCGUUGAUCACCACAUGCGCUCACGCCAAGACUCAGGUUUCGAUUGGCCUAGUCAUUACCAAUGAGUAUUAA